Messenger RNA from Phacochoerus africanus (Common warthog), 2877 nucleotides. RefSeq names its product LIM domain kinase 1 (gene LIMK1). Lineage: Eukaryota; Metazoa; Chordata; Mammalia; Artiodactyla; Suidae. Gene Ontology annotation, cellular component: neuron projection; cytoplasm; nucleus. The transcript is spliced from 16 exons. The record is from RefSeq and is a predicted model, not a curated record. The coding region runs from base 128 to 2029 and encodes 633 amino acids. Gene Ontology annotation, molecular function: protein binding; ATP binding; protein serine/threonine kinase activity. Gene Ontology annotation, biological process: positive regulation of stress fiber assembly; protein phosphorylation; actin cytoskeleton organization.
GGCGGCGGCUGCGGGCGAGCGCACCGGGUCCGGGCCGCCCCCAGCCCCAGCCCCAGCCCCGCCGGGCCCCGCCCCCCGCCGAGUGCAUGAGGUUGACGCUACUUUGUUGCACCUGGAGGAAGAACGUAUGGGAGAGGAAGGAAGCGAGUUGCCCGUGUGUGCGAGCUGCGGCCAGAGGAUCUAUGAUGGCCAGUACCUCCAGGCCCUGAAUGCUGACUGGCACGCAGACUGCUUCAGGUGUUGCGAAUGCAGCGCCUCCCUGUCGCACCAGUACUACGAGAAGGAUGGGCAGCUCUUCUGCAAGAAGGACUACUGGGCCCGCUAUGGCGAGUCUUGCCACGGGUGCUCGGAGCACAUCACCAAGGGGCUGGUCAUGGUGGCUGGGGAGCUGAAAUACCACCCCGAAUGCUUCAUCUGCCUCACGUGUGGAACCUUCAUUGGGGACGGGGACACCUACACUCUGGUGGAGCACUCCAAGCUCUACUGUGGGCACUGCUACUACCAGACCGUGGUGACCCCCGUCAUCGAGCAGAUCCUGCCCGACUCCCCCGGCUCCCACCUGCCCCACACAGUCACCCUAGUAUCCAUCCCAGCCUCAGCUCAUGGCAAACGCGGCCUCUCGGUCUCCAUCGACCCCCCUCACGGCCCGCCGGGCUGCAGCACAGAGCACUCCCACACCGUCCGCGUCCAAGGAGUGGACCCCGGCUGCAUGAGCCCGGAUGUGAAGAAUUCCAUCCACGUCGGGGACCGGAUCCUGGAAAUCAAUGGCACGCCCAUCCGGAACGUACCCUUGGACGAGAUUGAUCUGCUGAUCCAGGAAACCAGCCGCCUGCUCCAGCUGACUCUUGAGCACGACCCCCAUGACACACUGGGCCACGGGCUGGGGCCUGAGCCCAGCCCCCUGGCCUCCCCAGCUCUCACUCCCAGUGGGGAGGCGGGCACCUCCGGCCGGCAGAAGCCUGUCCUGAGGAGCUGCAGCAUCGACAGGUCUCCGGGCGCCGGCUCACUGGGCUCCCCAGCCUCCCAGCGCAAGGACCUGGGCCGCUCCGAGUCCCUCCGUGUGGUCUGCCGGCCGCACCGCAUCUUCCGGCCUUCGGACCUCAUCCACGGCGAGGUGUUAGGCAAGGGCUGCUUCGGCCAGGCCAUCAAGGUGACGCACCGGGAGACGGGCGAGGUGAUGGUGAUGAAGGAGCUGAUCCGCUUCGACGAGGAGACCCAGCGGACCUUCCUGAAGGAGGUGAAGGUCAUGCGAUGCCUGGAGCACCCCAAUGUGCUCAAGUUCAUCGGGGUGCUCUACAAGGACAAGAGGCUCAACUUCAUCACCGAGUACAUCAAGGGCGGCACGCUCCGCGGCAUCAUCAAGAGCAUGGACAGCCAGUACCCGUGGAGUCAGAGGGUCAGCUUUGCCAAGGACAUCGCUUCGGGAAUGGCCUACCUCCACUCCAUGAACAUCAUCCACCGGGACCUCAACUCCCACAACUGCCUGGUUCGAGAGAACAAGAACGUGGUGGUGGCCGACUUCGGGCUGGCCCGGCUCAUGGUGGACGAGAAGACACAGCCCGAGGACCUGCGGAGCCUCAAGAAGCCAGACCGGAAGAAGCGGUACACGGUGGUGGGCAACCCCUACUGGAUGGCGCCUGAGAUGAUCAACGGCCGCAGCUACGAUGAGAAGGUGGAUGUGUUUUCCUUUGGCAUCGUCCUGUGCGAGAUCAUCGGGCGGGUGAACGCCGACCCAGACUACCUGCCGCGCACCAUGGAUUUUGGCCUCAACGUACGAGGUUUCCUGGACCGCUACUGCCCCCCAAACUGCCCCCCGAGCUUCUUCCCCAUCACCGUGCGCUGCUGCGACCUGGACCCCGAAAAGAGGCCCUCCUUUGUGAAGCUGGAGCAGUGGCUGGAGACUCUCCGCAUGCACUUGGCCGGCCACCUGCCACUGGGCCCACAGCUGGAGCAGCUGGACAGGGGCUUCUGGGAGACUUACCGGCGAGGCGAAAGCGGACUGCCUGCCCACCCUGAGGUCCCCGACUGAGCCCAGCCCACCCAGCGCCUCCCCCCCAAUCCCCGUCCCCACCUCCGGAGAACCCAGCCUGCACCCGAUCCCUCUGCGGGGGGUGGCCGUGCCCUCAGCGGGGCGCUGGACACCCAUACCCCUUCCCCAGCACCAGGCCCUGACUUGCCUUCUCUGCCCCAUGGGCCAUGGCCCCUGCCCUGUCUCCGCCCCCGGCCCAGAGCUGGCCCGGCUGCACACACGUCACAUCCCCCUGCCUUCCCUCUGUGUCGCCGGGGCUGCCCCCUCGCGCUUCUCCUCGCAUGAGCUGGAGGGCCCGCGCCCGCCGCCCCUGCCGUCGGCGGCUCCUCUGAGACUGGGCGGGAGGACAGACAGCCUCAGACCGUGGCCGGUCACACAUGUUCCCAGGAGCCAAACCGGGAGGCCGGGGCUCUUCACCCGCCGGGGUGUCUAGGUAGCAGCAGGUGUUGAGAAUUAUCCAAACCCCCAAAGCGGAGAGAGGUCUGCUCCUGGGGGCCGACGUCCCCACUGGCCUGCAGCAGCCCUCCCUUGCUUUGGGUCUUUUUGUUUCUUUUUUGAAGCCACUUUAGUGAGAAGCAGGUACCAGCCUCAGGGUGAAGGGAGGGUCCCAUGAGGGAGAGGGAGCCACGGGUCCUUGGGCCCCGAGCUGCUGGGAGGAGCAGCAGAGGGGGGUUGGGCAGGGCGGACGAGACCAGGGUCCACCAGCAGCCCAGCCCCUGAAGCUCAUCUCAGUGGCCCCUCCCGGGCCUCACCCCGAGGCUCCCCGCCAGUGGCUGGAGCAGCCCCUGCCCCUCCCCGUGCCCCUCUCUCCCCUAGGUUCUUUCUGUGUAAUCUAUUUUUUAAGAAGA